Emiliania huxleyi CCMP1516 is the source of this 420-nucleotide messenger RNA. RefSeq lists its product as hypothetical. Gene Ontology annotation, biological process: ammonium transmembrane transport. Gene Ontology annotation, cellular component: membrane. The transcript is spliced from 3 exons. The record is from RefSeq and is a predicted model, not a curated record. NCBI's taxonomy places the organism in Eukaryota, Haptophyta, Isochrysidales, Noelaerhabdaceae. The coding region runs from base 1 to 420 and encodes 139 amino acids. Gene Ontology annotation, molecular function: ammonium channel activity.
AUGGAGGUAGGGCGGCGCCGUGGCGCCAAGGACCACAAAGGAGAGUUUGAGAAUGUGCCCGACACCGAGGCGGCGAACCACGGAACGACGCCCCCCCCUGCCAUCUCUGGUGGCUCUGGAGGCUCCGCAGAGGCGGAGCCCCCUGGGGGGCCUCGUCCCACGUAUCUUUGCGGCGUAACCAUCACCUCGGCUACAACGGCACAGGUCUCCUCUCCUUCUUCCUCUUGGCCGUGCGGGCCCGACUCGGAGCUGCUGCCGUUUGAGCUCACCGUGGGAUGGGUCGCCUUUUGGUCGCUCCUCAUGUUCUUCGGGCUCAAAUUUGCUGGCAUGCUCCGCGUCUCGGAGGAAAUCGAGAUGGCGGGCAUGGACGUGUCCAAGCACGGCGGUUCCGCAUAUGCUGGAAGCGAGGGCAAAGCGUAA